Messenger RNA from Sphenostylis stenocarpa, 924 nucleotides. Lineage: Eukaryota; Viridiplantae; Streptophyta; Magnoliopsida; Fabales; Fabaceae. The record is from the annotation of a GenBank genome assembly.
AUGGGUAGGGGAAAGGUGGAGUUGAAGAGGAUUGAGAACAAGAUAAAUCGUCAAGUCACGUUUGCAAAGAGGAGGAAUGGGUUGCUCAAGAAGGCUUAUGAACUCUCUGUCCUCUGUGAUGCUGAGGUUGCCCUCAUUAUCUUCUCCAACCGUGGCAAGCUCUAUGAGUUCUGCAGUGGCCCUAGGGUGUAUUGUUUUCUGGGGGUCUUAAUUUUCCCUCCCUCGUUUCAUGGGGUGCUUAAAGUUCACAUCUUGCUGGUUGCUUUGUGCUUCAUGGCCAAGACACUUGAACGGUAUCACAGAUGCAGUUAUGGAGCCUUGGAAUUACACCACCAACCUGAAAUAGAGACACAGAGGCGCUAUCAGGAGUACCUGAAGCUAAAAUCCAAAGUGGAGGCACUACAGCAAACACAAAGAAACCUCCUUGGGGAAGAAUUGGAGCACUUAGAUGUUAAGGAGCUUGAGCACCUUGAACGUCAGCUGGACUCUUCCUUGAAGCAAAUCAGGUCUAACAAGUGUUCCAAAGGGUCACCAAUAUUUUUAUCAUUGGUGUCUUUGUCUUUGUUGGCUGGAUCAUUCAUGCAUGGAUCGUGGAAACUUCUGGCUACCAACUCUGUUCUAAUGGACACACAGGAGGAGAUGCUCCUGGAAACUAAUAACAUCCUGAGGAACAAGUAUUUGUUUCUGGUCUCAUCUUGUGGCACCCCAUUCGAUUGUGUCCAUGUUUCACAGUUGGAGGAAAUUAACAUAGCCCUUCAACCAACAUGGGAAGCUAGGGAGCAAAAUGCUCCCUUCAAUGGCCACCCUCACCAAUCAGAGGGAUAUUAUGACACAGCACAUUGCAACAGGUUAAAUGAAGCAGGAGGAGCUGCAGGAACCUCAGCCCAAAAUGCUAGUGAGUUCAUGCAUGGAUGGAUGAACUGA